AUGGCCUUGACCUGGUAUACAAGGUUAACACCAAACUCAGUGGAGACCUGGAAGGAUUUGGAGAUCCUCUUCCACGAGGGGUUUUACAAGGCACCUCCAGAUGUCACCCUCGACGAUGUGGCUCGUAUAUCACAGCUGCCAAGUGAAUCGGUGGAGAAGUACAUCGGCCGAUUCAGAAAUCUGAGAAUGUGGUGCUCAACAAAGAUGUCUGAGGCCGAUUGCGUCCCAAUGGUGGAGAAAGAACAGAGACGAGGAGCUUCGAGUGUUACUUACUACAAAGACCAGUUGGACAUAGCCGUGGUUUCGGACAACGAGGAUAGAAGCUCGGAGGACGAAAUCAAGAUGGCCGAAUUCUUGGGUAGCAAACCAUUGAAAUGCUCGGAUCUGAGAAAAACGGGUUUUGUCAAGAAGAAUAAAACCGCAGUAGUGCAGAGGGAAUAUUCCUUUGACUUGACCAAAGCCGACGAAAUUUUUGAUGCUUUGUUCAAAGAUGGACAGAUCGCCCUUAGUGAAGGUCACGUGAUCCCACUGCCGGAGAAUAUGAAGGCGAUCAAUGAAGGAAAACUCUUGUUCCCUACUAAGAAAGAGGCCGAUGCAAAAUAUGUGUCCAUCAACACUGUUCGGCCUCAUUUUGAUAGUUUCUUGAAACAGAGGCAGAUCCAGAGCAAGUGA
Mercurialis annua (annual mercury) is the source of this 672-nucleotide messenger RNA. RefSeq lists its product as uncharacterized. The coding region runs from base 1 to 672 and encodes 223 amino acids. The transcript has 3 exons. Lineage: Eukaryota; Viridiplantae; Streptophyta; Magnoliopsida; Malpighiales; Euphorbiaceae. The record is from RefSeq and is a predicted model, not a curated record.